Sorex araneus (European shrew) is the source of this 1701-nucleotide messenger RNA. It is a transcript of the gene STPG2, whose product is annotated as sperm tail PG-rich repeat containing 2. The record is from RefSeq and is a predicted model, not a curated record. Lineage: Eukaryota; Metazoa; Chordata; Mammalia; Eulipotyphla; Soricidae. The transcript has 13 exons. Bases 1 to 1701 code for a protein of 566 amino acids.
AUGUACGACCGGGCUCCACGCCUGCUGGGCCCUGCAGGAGGCGGCAGUACUGAGAGGCACGUGGGGCCUGCGUCCUACCAGGUGUCCCUCCCUGAGCAGCGCUCGGCAGGUGGAUAUGCACCUUUCCUUUCUUCAGCUGCUAGAGAAAGUACUUUUACUAUUGCCUUAAACACUGAGAAAUGUGCCCCAGGUCCAGGACAUUACAAUGUUUCAGAAAAACAGUGUACUAUUAAAGGAGGCCAUAGUCUACAAAACCGGGAGAAACGUUUCCAGAAGUUUAUUUCAGAUACUCCAGGACCAGCAAGGUACAAUCAAUCUUAUCCUGGAAUCGAUAUUAUGAACAGAAAAAUACCAGAGGCUAAAGAGCAUCUUCAAUCAAAAUAUUUAAAGUCAUCAAUGGUUUCCAGAAUUAUUGAUGUUCCUUCAAUUCCUUCUUGCGGACAAUCAUAUGGUUAUGAUAUUAGUGAGGAUGACAAUAUUAUAAAACAGUUUCCACCAGACAGUGACAGUACACUAGGACCUGCAUAUUAUAAGCCUCAAUUUAACUUUUCCAAUGCAACUUUGAAAUACAAAGGGAUAAAUUUUGGCAGCUCUUUGGGAAGAAUUGUGUUUCCUGUAAAACCAGGGCCUGGUCCUGGAAAGUAUAACAUAGUUGAGAAACAGAUAACACACUAUGAAAAUAUUAACAUUAAGAAGAAUCAGCAACAAAAUUAUUGCCCAUUUCUCCCAAGACUUUAUGAAAUUAUAAUAAUACAAGAGGGAAAAAAGGACAUACCAGGGCCUGGGAAAUAUGACAUUAAAAGUCAGUUUCAGAAGACAGAAAAUGUGACAGAAAAAGUAAAUCAAACAUCACCUGCUUUUCUUUCUCAAUCCCAGAGAUUUAUGCCCAUAAAAUCAAUCAUCCCAGCUCCUGGCACAUAUAAUGACUCUCGAACAGCUUUUAAUUCUUCAAAGAAAACACAAACUCUGAAAAGUGCCCCAUUUGGUCAAAUAGCUGAUCGAUUCACACAGGUUUCCAAGGGACAGGAAAUUCCAGGUCCUGGGUUCUAUAAUAUCCAGAAAACUGCCAUGACAGAAAACAUUAGCAGCAACUGCUUGAAGAAAAAAAAGAAAAGUGCAUUUGGUUCUUCGGUUGCUCGAACUUUCUUCCAGAUUGAGAAAGAUAAUUUUACUACUCCUGGUCCUGCUGAUUAUCAGGCCAAUGGAAUUUCUGAUGAACUACCUAACUUGACUAACAGAUAUGCUGCUUUCCUAUCAAGAACAGAAAAAACUACCAAGCCGUCAGCUAUGGAUAUUCCCGCUCCAGGCAGCUAUGAUGUACACAAAUCAUAUGAGCUUUCCCAAGUUCAACAUACAUACAUGCCACCACGUAGUUUAGCGGCUAAAAUUAGACAUGCCUCCUUUCUUAGCACAACUCCUCGAAGUCUAGACAAAACAACUGAUAAUCCAGGACCUGCAGCAUACGAUCCUGUUUUAUCAAAAUCUUGUUGCAUACCUUUAUUUGUUAGGACAUCAAAACGUUUUAAAGAUUUAAAACAUAUUUCUCCAGGUCCAGCAACAUAUGAGCUUAGUCCAUUUUUAAGACAUUCUGUUCUGAAGAAAACAUUUAAUGUCACUUUAUCAAAAUCUGGCGUGAUUAAGAGUGGAAACACUUCUACUAUGGAACAGAAAGUAAAUAAACGUCUGAGAAAGAAAAAUUAA